UCCUUUCUUUCACCACCUAAUAACAUCUCAGCUCUCAUUUUUUCUUUCUCUUUCUAUCUCUCAAGAAUCAAAAGAUGCCUCAAAUCUUGCCUGAUUUCUCAAACUCUGUUAAGCUUAAGUAUGUCAAGCUUGGUUAUCAGUAUCUUGUUAAUCACAUUCUUUAUCUGCUGUUAAUUCCUGUUAUGGUUGGUAUUUCCAUUGAAGUUCUCCGUUUAGGUCCAGAUGAAAUCUUGAAUCUUUGGAAAUCACUUCAUUUUGAUCUUGUUCAGAUUCUGUGUUCUUCUUUUCUCAUAAUCUUUAUAGCAACUGUUUAUUUCAUGUCCAAGCCAAGAACUAUCUUUCUUGUUGAUUAUGCCUGUUAUAAGCCUCCAGUAACUUGUAGAGUUCCUUUCUCUACUUUCAUGGAACAUUCAAGGCUAAUCUUGAAAGAUAAGCCAAAAAGUGUUGAAUUUCAAAUGAGAAUUCUUGAAAGGUCCGGUCUCGGUGAAGAAACUUGUUUACCUCCUGCAAUUCAUUAUAUUCCUCCAAAACCAACUAUGGAAGCUGCAAGAGGUGAAGCAGAACUCGUUAUCUUCUCCGCCAUGGAUUCACUUUUCCAGAAAACUGGGCUGAAACCUAAAGACAUUGAUAUUCUAAUAGUCAAUUGCAGUUUAUUUUCUCCGACGCCAUCUCUUUCUGCUAUGAUAAUUAAUAAAUACAAACUUCGAAGCAAUAUAAAGAGCUUUAAUCUUUCCGGCAUGGGUUGCAGUGCAGGAUUAAUCUCUAUAGACUUAGCUCGCGAUCUUCUUCAAGUUCAUCCAAAUUCAAAUGCAGUUGUUGUUAGCACAGAGAUUAUAACACCAAAUUACUAUCAAGGAAAUGAAAGAGCCAUGCUUCUUCCAAAUUGUCUUUUCCGAAUGGGCGGAGCUGCCAUUUUAUUAUCUAACCGCCGCUCUCAGCAGUGGCGAGCUAAAUACCGGCUUGUCCAUGUCGUUAGGACCCAUAAAGGCGCCGAUGAUAAAGCUUAUCGGUGUGUAUAUGAAGAGGAAGAUAAAGAAGGAAAAGUUGGUAUUAACUUAUCCAAAGAUUUAAUGGCAAUUGCAGGCGAGGCUUUAAAAUCGAACAUCACAACAAUCGGACCGUUAGUUCUUCCGGCAUCAGAACAGAUCUUGUUUUUAUUUACUUUAAUUGGAAGAAAAAUAUUUAACCCGAAAUGGAAACCUUACAUUCCAGAUUUCAAACAAGCUUUUGAGCAUUUCUGUAUUCAUGCUGGAGGGCGGGCAGUUAUUGAUGAAUUGCAGAAGAACUUGCAGUUAUCAACAGAACACGUUGAAGCUUCAAGAAUGACAUUACACCGUUUUGGGAAUACGUCGUCGUCCUCGCUCUGGUAUGAGCUGAGUUACAUUGAAUCUAAAGGAAGGAUGAAGAAAGGAGAUAGGGUUUGGCAAAUAGCGUUUGGGAGUGGAUUUAAGUGUAACAGUGCAGUUUGGAAGUGUAAUAGAAGCAUUAAGACACCACUUGAUGGACCUUGGGCUGAUUGCAUCGAUAGGUAUCCAGUUCAUAUUCCUGAAGUAGUUAAGCUCUGAAAGGGGAUUUAAGAAGAAAUUUUAAAAAAGUUUGUAUUAUUACUAUUAUAAAUAUUAAUUGGGUGGGAUUUGGGUUCUUGUUUGCACCCUUAAAAGGUUUGGGAUUUGCAAUCUGUAUUAUCUCUCUGUUUGCUCUUUCUUUCUCAAUUUCCAUGCCAAAUGUAUUAACUAGUUAUAUAUCCUGAUUAAUUAUAACUAUUUCCUUUUUUAAAA
Jatropha curcas is the source of this 1778-nucleotide messenger RNA. It is a transcript of the gene KCS6, whose product is annotated as 3-ketoacyl-CoA synthase 6. Gene Ontology annotation, biological process: fatty acid biosynthetic process. Gene Ontology annotation, molecular function: acyltransferase activity, transferring groups other than amino-acyl groups. Lineage: Eukaryota; Viridiplantae; Streptophyta; Magnoliopsida; Malpighiales; Euphorbiaceae. The record is from RefSeq and is a predicted model, not a curated record. Gene Ontology annotation, cellular component: membrane.